This is a messenger RNA of Archocentrus centrarchus (flier cichlid), 1206 nucleotides long. RefSeq lists its product as uncharacterized. The transcript is spliced from 6 exons. Bases 170 to 1051 code for a protein of 293 amino acids. Lineage: Eukaryota; Metazoa; Chordata; Actinopteri; Cichliformes; Cichlidae. The record is from RefSeq and is a predicted model, not a curated record.
CAGCAGUCUUAUCUGUGGGCCGCCCACAGCAGGGGCCGACGGGAGCUUUGAGGAGCCGUUAGAAAGCACGUGGCCCUCGUCUGAUCUGGCAGCUCGUCCUCGUUUGGCCUCGGCUGCAUCAGAGCGCCACUUCUCCCCAGGUUCACCAGAGGAAACACCACUGCACACAAUGCUUUUCCUCCCAGCUGCUGCUCUGUGCUGUCUGUGUUCAGCACUGCUUACCAUGGCAGCAGAACAGCUGAUUCAGGACGAUUUAACAUUGACCAGGAGAGUUGGAGACAAAGUCUCCUUCAGCUGUAGGACUGAACAGUGUUGGAGCAGUAUACCCUAUGUGUUCUGGUACCAGAAGAAAGAAACAGAAACAUUCAGAGUGAUUGGGUGGACACCUCUGAGUAGUGGUAGUUGCACCCUUACUAAAGGUUAUGGUCAUCCUCAGAAAGAUGAUUUCUCUGCUGAGAAAAAAGAAAGUGCCUGUGAGUUGAAAAUAGAUCAAGUUAAACUCGAUCAUUCAGCCACCUACUACUGCUCCUGUUAUAAAUCUGCUCCCCACAGAUGGUACCUCAUCUUUGGCUCUGGAACCAAACUGAGUGUAACAGCUCCACCCAGAGUCCAUGUGGAGGAGAGCAGCUCCCUGCUGUGUGUGCCCCCAGCCAUGUUUCCUUCUCUGGUCCAGCUGUCUUGUAAAAGACAGAAGAAGAACGGCGGGCUGGAGGAGCUGCCCCCUGCUGAGGGAGAGCAGCUGCAGCUGAUCCAUGAGAACAGCACAUAUAAAUGCAGCUGCUACAUCAAGGAUGGCGGCAGAACAGUGGAGGCCCAAACACAAGAAGAGCUUCCAGCUCCAGCAGCCUCCUGUCCUCCAGAGAGAGAGCCAGCAGACCUGCCAGCUCUGCAGCCAGCUGACUGGUCCUUCCAGUCUCAGUGCAGGGUGAAGCUGCUCUGCCUGCUGUCCACAGUGCUGAUAGUGAAGAGUCUGGUGUACUGCUGUGGACUCUCUCUGCUGAUGAUCCUCAGAAACAAGGGAGCGUCCACCAACUGCACACAUGCUGACUGACUGUUUUCUGCUCGCCUUUUCUCACCAUCAAAUCUCAUCCAUUCAUCUCAUUCAUCACUUUGAUCACCAUUCACACAUCUGAGUUAUGAUGUGUUGUGCUUAUUGUUGCUUUGAUUCCAUAGUUAGAAGAUCAUCUGAAAUCAAUCAUCUUUACA